Thalassophryne amazonica is the source of this 5833-nucleotide messenger RNA. It is a transcript of the gene clasp1a, whose product is annotated as cytoplasmic linker associated protein 1a. Gene Ontology annotation, molecular function: kinetochore binding; microtubule binding. NCBI's taxonomy places the organism in Eukaryota, Metazoa, Chordata, Actinopteri, Batrachoidiformes, Batrachoididae. Gene Ontology annotation, cellular component: spindle microtubule; cytoplasmic microtubule; mitotic spindle. The record is from RefSeq and is a predicted model, not a curated record. Gene Ontology annotation, biological process: mitotic spindle assembly.
UGAAGUGCGCAUGCGCACGACAAUCCCAUUCUUGUCCUGCAGGCAACAUUCCGGGUGGAGAGAAAAAGAAAGAAGAGGCUUCAGGCCGUGAGUCUGUGUAUUUACAAGAACCGAGCCGGAGCUGAAUGUCCACGGCGGUUCCUCAGUAGGAUAUGGGCUCUUCAGGGCAGAAACCCUGACAAGACAUGGAGCUCUGAGUCAGUCCUAACCAUCCGGCUACAUUUGUUGCCUCUUCUCGCUGCUCUCCAAGCCAUUUCCUCUACCCAUGCUGUAGCGGUUUGGCUCAGACUCAUCUAAGAGAAGAAGAGGGGGUGCAGAAGAGAGUAGGAGGGAGCAGAAAACUUGCCACAGCUGCUGUCCAGACACACACAUGCUGCAUUGCUGCCAUUCCCCAAACUCUGCUCCUUCCAUCCUGAGGACAUGGCCAUUAGCUAGCCAGCUAGCUAGCAGUUGGCACAAACGGAAGGCUUGUCCUCUGGGAUAAAAACACAAGCAGAUUGACUGCACUUACUUGUUUCCCCUGGUCCCCCCUCCCCUUUUCUGGAUAUAUCCCCCCCACAUACCUGGGCACAAUAACUGUAAUUCCUGCUGGUUUUAGCAGCAGAGGACUGGUUGUACCUGGUCACUCAAUCAUUCCACCCUGCAGACUGAAGAAGGAAGGAUUUCCCUGAGGCCAGUGCAAUGGAGCCCAAUAUGGAGAACUGUCUAGCUCAGGUCCUGCAGAAGGACGUCGGUCGACGCCUGCAGGUGGGGCAAGAAAUUAUUGACUAUAUUUUGGAUAAGGAGAAAUCCCAUGACCUUGAGCAGGAUCAGACGGUUCUGGACAAAAUGGUUGAUGGUAUUGCCAGCUCCUGGGUCAACUCAAGCAACUUCAAGGUGGCUUUGCUCGGGCUGGAUCUCUUAUCUGCCUUAGUCACCAGGUUACAGGAUCGAUUUAGGACUCAGCUGGGAACAGUUCUUCCGAGCCUUAUUGAUCGAUUAGGAGAUGCCAAAGACCAAGUGCGAGACCAAGACCAAACACUGCUGCUAAAGAUCAUGGAACAAGCUGCCAGCCCACAGUAUGUGUGGGACAGAAUGCUCGGAGGCUUCAAACACAAGAACAACAGAACGAGAGAAGGAGUGUGCCUUUGCCUUAUUGCCACUCUCAACAUGUACGGAGCUCAAGGCCUGACUCUCAGUAAAAUUGUCCCUCACAUAUGUAACCUCUUGGGGGAUCCCACUAGUCAGGUGCGCGACGGAGCAAUGAGCUGCUUGGUGGAGAUCUACAGACAUGUUGGUGAGAGGGUGAGGAUGGAUCUCAGCAAGAAAGGCCUGCCACAGUCACGGUUGAAUGUAAUCUUCAGCAAAUUUGAUGAAGUCCAAAGAUCUGGGAACAUGAUCUCAUCCUCUGGGUCUGAUAAAAACUUUGAGGAUGAAGACUCUGUGGAUGGAGGCCGGUCCUCCUCAUCAUCAUCAUCUAAAGCGCCACCCAGUGGCAGGAGGACUGUAAUGAGCUCUGUCAGAAGACCCAGCUCAGCCACCACAACAAAGACCAUCACAGGUAAAGAAGCAGCUGCAGGCGCUGUUGAUGAAGAAGAUUUCAUCAAAGCCUUUGAAGAUGUUCCCACAGUACAGAUAUAUUCCAACAGAGAACUAGAGGACCAGCUGACUAAGAUCAGAGAAGUGCUGUCUGAUGACAAACAUGACUGGGAGCAUCGAGUAGUAGCGCUGAAGAAGGUUCGUUCUCUGAUGUUAGCUGGGGCUGCCGAGCAUGAGGGUUUCCCCCAGCAGCUACGUCUCCUGGAGGCUCCUCUGAAGCUGUCAGCUAAAGACCUGCGCUCUCAGGUUGUCCGUGAGGCCUGCAUCACACUGGGACAUUUGUCGUCAAUCCUCAGUAACAAGUUUGACCACGGAGCAGAGAGUGUCAUGCCCACAUUGCUGAACCUGGUGCCCAACAGUGCCAAAGUCAUGGCUACAUCUGGUGUGGCUGCCAUCCGCCUUAUCCUCAGGCACACACAUUACCCACGUCUCAUCCCAAUCAUCACCAGUAACUGCACCUCCAAGUCAGUAGCAGUCAGACGGCGGUGUUACGAGUUCUUGGACCUCAUGUUACAAGAGUGGCAGACUAAUACACUGGAAAGACACGUGGGUUUGACAGAGACCAUCAAGAAGGGCAUACAUGAUGCUGACUCUGCCAGAUCCAUCGCGAGAAAGUGCUAUUGGGGUUUUCAUGGUCAUUACAGCCGGGAGGCUGAGCAUCUGUUUCAGGCACUGGAGUCCACCUAUCAGAAAGCUCUCCAGUCCCACCUGAAAGAGUUCUGACAGCAUCGUGUCUCUCCACAGUCUGACCGCUCCUCGUCCUCUUCCCAGAGGAGUCUCAACCGGCCGCUGUCUGUGAAGAGUGUCCUCGGAGGGAGCAUAACAAGGAGUAAGCUGGUGAGCACCAGGGUGCCAACUAAACCAGGUUCCCUCCAGCGUUCCCGUAGCGACAUCGAUGUGAAUGCUGCUUCCAACGCCAAGUCACGCCUGUCUACUGUUCCUUCCUCAACACCUUUCAGCUCUGCAGCAGCGCUGCCCCCGGGGUCAUAUGCAUCACUAGAUGGCACUCCUGGUAAAAGUGAUGGUCGUGUUCGAACCAGGAGACAGAGCUCAGGCAGUGUGUCGGGGGCCAGUAACUCAGUAGUAGACAGUCGGGGGCGCAGCCGAGCCAAAGUGGUCUCCCAGUCCCAGCGAUCGAGAUCAGCCAAUCCCAUCAGUGCCGGCAGCCGCUCCAGUUCUCCAGGCAAGUUACUCAGCCACGGCAGUUAUGGACGGAUUCCUCGAGCCACUGCAGCGGCCAGCAGUACUCCAGCUGACAAGCGCAGCAGGAUCCCUCGCAGUCAGGGCUGCAGUCGCGAGACCAGCCCCAGCCGACUGGGCCUUGCCCGGAGCCGCAUUCCCCGACCCAGCAUGAGUCAGGGUUGCAGUCGCGACACUAGUCGUGAGAGCAGCCGGGACACCAGCCCUGCUCGGGGCUUCACUCCUCUGGCCUCCCGACGUCACUCCCGUUCCACCAGUGCUCUCUCAACAGCCGACCCCCACGGCCAGUCAGAUCGGUAUGGGUUGAUCCAUCAUGCAAGAAUUUCAGCAUCAGUCAAUGCCAUGAGGGUUCUUAACACCGGCACUGAGGUGGAGGCAGCAGUUGCUGAUGCUCUGCUGUUAGGAGACUCCAGGAAUAAGAGGAAGCCUUUAAGGCGGCGGUAUGAGUCACCAGGGAUGUACUCUGAUGACGAUGCCAAUAGUGAUGCUUCCAGCGCCUGCUCAGAGCGCUCAUAUGGUUCAAGAAAUGGAGGUAUCCCUCAUUACCUGCGCCAAACAGAGGAUGUAGCGGAGGUACUGAACCACUGUGCCAGCUCCAACUGGUCAGAGAGGAAGGAGGGCCUACUGGGACUGCAGAACCUCCUCAAGAGCCAAAGAAUACUGAGCCGAGUGGAGCUGAAGAGACUUUGUGAGAUCUUCACAAGAAUGUUUGCAGAUCCACAUAGCAAGAGAGUGUUUAGCAUGUUUCUGGAGACGCUCGUGGACUUCAUCACAGUGCACAGAGAGGACCUGCAGGACUGGCUUUUUGUCCUGCUCACACAGCUGCUGAAGAAGAUGGGGGCAGACCUGCUCGGCUCGGUGCAGGCCAAAGUCCAGAAGGCCCUGGAUGUCACAAGGGAGUCCUUCCCUUUUGAUCAACAGUUUAAUAUCUUGAUGAGAUUCAUUGUGGACCAGACCCAGACCCCUAACCUCAAGGUGAAGGUUGCAAUUUUGAAGUACAUCGAAUGCCUGGCUCGGCAGAUGGACCCGACAGACUUUGUCAAUUCCAGCGAGACGCGUUUGGCCGUAUCUCGCAUCAUCACCUGGACCACUGAGCCAAAAAGCUCUGAUGUGAGGAAGGCAGCCCAGGUGGUGCUGAUCGCCUUAUUUGAGCUCAACACUCCAGAGUUCACAAUGCUGCUGGGUGCUCUGCCCAAGACCUUCCAGGAUGGAGCCACUAAGCUGUUACACAACCACCUGAAGAACUCCAGCAAUACCACCAGCAGUGUGGGGUCUCCAAGCAACACGAUUGGCCGGACACCACCACGCCACACUCCCAGCAGGACCAGCCCCCUCACCUCUCCCACCAACUGCUCCCAUGGAGGCCUCUCUCCAAGCAUGAUGGAGUAUGACACAGAGAAUAUGAACUCGGAUGAGAUCUACAACUCACUGCGUGGAGUCACUGAGGCCAUCCAGAGUUUCAGCUACCGGAGCCAAGAAGACCUGAACGAGCCGAUCAGACGAGAGGGAAAGAGGGACGAUGCAGCUGAGAGAGAAGGAGUAGCAUCGUCCCCUGGUUCUGAUCCCCGUCUCAGCUUGGACAUGGUUGAAGGGGGUCGUACGGCACUGGACAAUAAGACCUCGCUGCUCAAUACCCCGUCACCUCGCUCCUUCUCUGGCCCUCGGGGUCGUGAGUUUGCCCCUUAUGGUUAUGGAGAAACCAUCUGCACCUAUGACAAGAGUGCGCUGAAGGAGGCUGUAUUUGAUGAUGACGUGGAGCAGUUUCGUGAUUGCCGACGUCAGGAAAGCGGUGAGAACAAGAUGACGAUCCCUACAGUCUUUGCUCCUGGUGGUCAGGACCACUCAGACCUAGUCGCCGACCUGCUGAAGGAACUGUCCAAUCAUAAUGAGCGAGCUGAGGAGCGCAAAGGCGCCCUGGUGGAGCUGCUGAAGAUCACACGAGAAGACAGCUUGGCUGUGUGGGACGAACAUUUUAAAACGAUCCUCCUCCUCCUGCUGGAGACACUGGGUGAUAAAGAUCACACCAUCCGAGCGUUGGCCCUGCGUGUGCUGAAAGAAAUUCUACGGAACCAGCCGGCCCGCUUCAAAAACUAUGCCGAGCUAACAAUUAUGAAGACCUUGGAGGCUCACAAAGACUCCCACAAGGAGGUGUUGCGAGCGGCUGAGGAGGCAGCAUCCACCUUGGCCGGCUCCAUUCACCCAGAACAGUGCAUCAAGGUGCUGUGCCCCAUAGUGCAGACAGCCGACUAUCCCAUUAACCUGGCUGCUAUCAAGAUGCAGACCAAGGUCAUUGAACGCAUCUCCAAAGACUCCCUCCUGCAGCUGCUGCCUGACAUCAUCCCCGGGCUCCUGCAGGGCUAUGACAACACAGAGAGCAGCGUUCGCAAGGCCAGCGUGUUCUGUCUUGUGGCUAUCUACUCUGUGAUUGGCGAAGAGCUCAAACCCCACCUGGCACAGCUCACCGGCAGCAAGAUGAAGUUACUGAACCUGUACAUCAAAAGGGCUCAGACGACAAACAGCAAUAGCAGCAGUUCUUCAGAUGUGUCCUCUCACAGUUAAUGGAGCGUUUCACUCAGAAACCCUGCGGAUCCACGGCUGUCUGACGGAGAGUCACAUCCGUCCAGGACGUAGCUGUGCCUCGUUCAGUCUCCCUCUCAGAGCUCCACCUCUUCAUAGAUGUAACUUAAACCCUGCCGCGCUUCUCUCCUCUAUCCAGGGGAUCCUGGUGGUAACUCGUUGCUCCUUUAGUCCCUCCUCCCCACGUCUGCUUGAGAAACAUUCGAAUGUAAGUGCUUUGGUUUUAGUCGGGGUGUAAAGGGCGGCAACCCUUUUGGAGUUUUGCCAUGACUUUGUUAAAGAGAACUGCACUUUUUGAUCCUGUGUCUUCACGCGUCCUGCCUCCACCUCCACCUUUUGUCCUGGGAAACCUUUUGUUGAGAUUGUCACAUAAGGAGUAAGAUUGUCGCACGUUCCAGACACAUACACGAGGACAGACGCAGUGAAAAAAUGGGGUUUGGAGUCUGUUCACAUCUGUGCAGGGUGAAGACCAAAAAUA